AUGACAAAGCGUAUUCCUACUGCUCCCCGCCGACCCAACCUAUGCAUGAAUGCUGUUCUUAAUAGCACAAUUGCAGGUGUUGUUGCUCCAAUUGAUACACCAACUCCAGAAGUAGCAGUUAACACAGCCCCUGAAGUUCAAGUCGCUGUGACCCCAAUGGAUCACGUCCUUACCUUGUUGGCAGCCAACAAUGUGUCGAUGCAAUCCUUGCAAGAAAAUGCAAAAGGAGUGACUGACGCAAUAACUCAUUUGAAGAAUGGCCUGGAUUUGUCCAACAAGACAAAUGAAUUUUUGAAGAACUCGGUCCUUCAGCUCAUGACUGAAAAUGCUGAAAUAAAAAAGGCAAUGACCAGCCAAAAUUCCGUGAUGCCUUCUGCU
Phycomyces blakesleeanus NRRL 1555(-) is the source of this 378-nucleotide messenger RNA. RefSeq lists its product as hypothetical. The transcript has a single exon. Lineage: Eukaryota; Fungi; Mucoromycota; Mucoromycetes; Mucorales; Phycomycetaceae. The record is from RefSeq and is a predicted model, not a curated record. The annotation marks the transcript as partial.